Molecule: messenger RNA, 624 nt
Organism: Epithele typhae
Lineage: Eukaryota; Fungi; Basidiomycota; Agaricomycetes; Polyporales; Epitheliaceae
Product: carbonic anhydrase
Exons: 3
Coding region: 1-624 (207 amino acids)
Biological process (GO): cellular response to oxidative stress; cellular response to carbon dioxide
Molecular function (GO): carbonate dehydratase activity; zinc ion binding
Source: RefSeq, a predicted model, not a curated record
AUGUCGGACGACAUGAUUCUUAGGCAAUUGCUCGGCAAAAAUCGGGAUUGGGCCAAACGAAUCGAGGCCGAAUACCCCGGCUUCUUCGAGAGGUCGGCAGCUGAGAAGCAGCGCCCCAAAGUCCUGUGGAUUGGAUGCGCGGACUCGCGCGCCCCCGAGUCCGUCAUCACCGAAUCCAUGCCGGGUGAGAUCUUCGUGCACCGGAACAUCGCCAACCAAUUCCACCUCGACGACGACAACGCGGACGCCCUGCUCACCUACGCCGUCGAGCAUGUCGAAGUGCAGCACAUCAUCGUCGUCGGCCACACCCAGUGCGGCGGCGUCAUCGCGGCCAGAGCCGCCGCCGAGAAGCCGCCGAAGGAGCCGGAGACGUCGCUCGAACGCUGGCUCGUGCCGCUCGUCGGCCUCGUGCGCGAGCACCUCGAUGAGGACCUCACUGCGCUCGUUGAAGCCAACGUGCGCGCGCAGGUUGACGCGAUCGCUCAGAGUCAUGUCGUGAAGGAGGCGUGGCUGGACACCGAGAGGCCGGGGGGGUUGAAGAUCCACGGUUGGGUGUAUGAGCUCGAGCAUGGCCACCUACGGGACUUGGAGUACACCAUCGGGAAGGAUGGGAGAGAGUUUUAG